UAACUAACCACUUGUAUGACGAGUAGAUUAAACAUAAUGAUCGUCCCAUACAAAUGUUUAAAACACGGCGUGUUUUUGCGUUCAAAUUUCUUUUUCUGUGAAGAACAACAAAUCACACCGAAAAAAAAAAAAUAAAUUACGAGAGAGAGAGAUACAAAAAACACGUACCCUCAAAUUGAAAUUGAGAUUAUCACCAGGAACUAGAAUAGAACUCUUUCAAUCGAAGUCACUGAUAGUAUACAUCAAGAGACAAUGGCAGUAUUUAUAAAGACACUGAAUGUUCCUACAUCCACUAGAGCUCUAGUUGGACUUUUAUUGGCAGUUUCAGCCAUUAUUUUUGCCUUGAAAUUCCAACAAUUACGAGUCGCUAUUCAACAAGGUAUAAGUAUUUCAUUUGGAGAACUUUACGUACCAUAUCUACAAUUGAUUCCAAGAUCUACUGUCUAUUACCCUUGGGUUAUUGUUACAUCCAUCUUUGCUGAAGUAUCUAUUCUUUCGUUUGGAUUUUCCAUCUUGGUUCUUUCUAUUUCCACUAGAUAUGUAGAAAAGUUUUGGGGUUGGAAAGAAGUGGUUAAAUUUGUUUUAAUCAUUGGAUUUAUUACUAAUUUCAUUACUGUUAUCUUUGCUAUCAUUAGUAAUAUUGCUAGAAAUGAUGUGGAAGGAAUGGAUUUACCAUUAGGAGGAGGUAUUUCCUAUUAUUUUGGAUUUUUAGUUGUUUUUAAGCAAUUAAUUCCUGAACAUAAUAUUGUAUUAUUUCAAGGUUUAGUUAACGUUAGAGUUAAACAUUUACCAUUUGCAUUAUUAUCAUUGGUUAUUGUUUGGUCACUUUUAAUUUCUCGUUCAUUAUAUCCUGCUAUUCCAUCAUUAGGAAGUUUCAUUACAUCUUAUACUUAUUUAAGAUUCUUCCAAUCAUUUUUAACUGAUCCUUUAUUACCAAUUACCACUGCCAAUGGAGAUAAUUCAAAUUCUUCCUUAAUAACUGGUGAUGCUUCCGAUACUUUCCAAUUAGUUGAAUUCUUCCCAUCCAUUACUAAACCUUAUUUAUCCAUUGUAUUUGAUAGAAUUUAUGAAAUUAGUGUAUUAUUAGGAUUAAUUACUCCUUUUAAUGAUGAAUCAGUGGAACAAAGUAAUCUCAGAGCUCAAAAGAGACAAGAACAAGCCAAUCAAUCACAAAAGAGUGUGGCCAACUCUGUAGCUGAAAGAAGAAGACAAGUAGCGUUACAAGUGAUUGAAGAUAGAAUCAAUAAGGAAUCAACUGCUUAAGCUUUAAGGUGUUAAGGUUUUCCUGAAAAUAUCUUAUUGUUUAGUUUCCAUUCCAUCCCAUUCCAUUCAAUUCAAGAUUGUACUUUAUAGCCUAUAUUUAUAUGUAUAAAACAUCCCAUUUCUUUAUAAAUAUUUAUUGUAGUUUUGAUUGUUAUGUUUAAGGACCAUUCUUACACAAAAUAAAAAAUGUGUUGAUACCAAUUUUUUAGUGAGAGGAAAAAAAAUGGAAAGCCAAAAAUCUGGAACUGACCAGAUGAACACAUCCAGGAGUAAUUACAUAGUUAGAUCCCAUAUCUUAUUCAAUUCAUUCUACGGAAACAUUAUAUACCCUUUAUAGACAUACUGGGCUAGUCA
Scheffersomyces coipomensis is the source of this 1617-nucleotide messenger RNA. RefSeq lists its product as uncharacterized. Lineage: Eukaryota; Fungi; Ascomycota; Pichiomycetes; Serinales; Debaryomycetaceae. The coding region runs from base 253 to 1263 and encodes 336 amino acids. The record is from RefSeq and is a predicted model, not a curated record. Gene Ontology annotation, cellular component: membrane; Golgi apparatus. Gene Ontology annotation, biological process: retrograde vesicle-mediated transport, Golgi to endoplasmic reticulum. The transcript has a single exon.